AUGGGAAUGGGGACGAAGCUUCCGGGGAAUAUGAUCGUCUCCAUGCAGGAAAUUUUUCGAGAUGAUGAGCAUAAAGUGGCCCUAUAUGCUUUGAACGACUCCUGUGGACCUCAAGAUGGUUUCGGUCGGGUCCUGCUCCUGAUAGGAGCUAGUGGAUCAGGAAAGAGUACGAUGGUGAAGUGGCUCGUGAAUUUCCUGCUAGGGGUGAAAUGGAACGAUGGUAGUCGAUACGAGAUGGACAUGACAUCCACACUAAGCGGGGAAAGUUUUAGUUCUAGAGACUAUUCAAGUAAAACACAAUGGGUCACUGGAUACACGAUCAAGAGUCCAGAGUACGGGAUCUUCACUAUCGUGGAUACACCUGGUUUUAUGUAUAUGGAAGGCAAAGAUUCCUACGCCAUACCCCAGCAUAUUUGGACCUUUUUCAAGGUCACCGGUAUGAAAGAGUUAUGUGGAGUCGGGUUCGUCGUCCCGGCUGCCACGAAGUGGCUAACCACUGCUGAAAAAUCCACCCUUCGUUCCUGCCUGAAGAUGUUCGGGAAUGAUGUCACCGGUAACUUCUACGUCAUCUUCACCUUCUCGGAUUGCAAUGAACCGCUGGCCUUAGAGGCCUUCAAAGCUGCUAAAAUCGCAUACAAAGAAUAUUACCAGGUGAACAAUUCUGCUGUGUAUUCGCUGUAUAAAAGCAAAAAGUACAGCAGCUUCGCCAAACUCGAUUGGGACAUGGGAGCGCGAGGAUUCCGAAAAUUAUGCAUCAGCCUCUCUGCAAUUAAACCCUUCAGUCUGGCAUUAAUGAUUCGAGUCAUGCCGGAACAAGAUGCCAUUGACGACAAAUGUCGAGAAAUGACGAAAGUCGCCGAACUCAAGCUUAAACUUGAAAAUAAUUUGCUUUGGCUGAAGAGGUUAAAGGGGCGUAGGAGUUCACAUGUGAAAGUACAAGGAAAUCUCCGCGAGGCCAGGGUCACAUUGACGAUAAUUUUGAAGGAUUUGAACGAUACAUUACUUAGCAUCAGCGAGAGCAGCAUGAAACCCUCUGUCAUGAACGUGGCAGAUUACAUCCAGCUGCUUAUUGAGGCAGAAUUGCAAGGAAAACGACCUGGCAAGAAAGAGAGGCUUCAGGUCCUAAAAGAGGCACAAAGACAAGCCGAGGUCAUAUGCCGAACGCAUCCAAAGAAAAUGCAUUCGACCCCCGUCUCCUAUUCGACCCCCGUCUCCUAUGAGUUGAGAUGGGAAACUCCAGAGGAGGAGCAGCCGGAAGGCAAGGUGAAUUGCGAGAAAUAA
This is a messenger RNA of Darwinula stevensoni, 1281 nucleotides long. The record is from the annotation of a GenBank genome assembly. Lineage: Eukaryota; Metazoa; Arthropoda; Ostracoda; Podocopida; Darwinulidae.